Messenger RNA from Schistosoma rodhaini, 4509 nucleotides. The record is from the annotation of a GenBank genome assembly. NCBI's taxonomy places the organism in Eukaryota, Metazoa, Platyhelminthes, Trematoda, Strigeidida, Schistosomatidae.
AUGCUUUAAUCCAAUCUAUGUCCCAUUAAUAGAUACAUAUUAAGAAAUAUAUCAAAUUUCAUUAUGAGAUUAGCCUGAACUUGAAAUCAUGAAGUGAAACAGAAAAGUCAAAGACUAAACAACAAAGUAUGUCAGGAAUCAGAAACACACAAUUAAAAAAAAAAGAAAAAUGAAUAACAAUCGGAAACAACUAGAAAACAUUAUCCAAGAAUGCUAGUAAACAAUUCAUUUUCCACUAUAUAAGGGUUAACAGGUAUAAGUGAACCAAUCAAAUUUUAAUUUCCCCUUACUUAGUUGUUGAUUGGUUCAAUUUAUUAAUUUAAUAGAAAAAAAAACCAAAAAAAAACAUUACGUGGGUGGUAAAAUGAAGAAAAAAAAUUUUCUUUUUCUUAUUUAUAUAUAUAUUACUAACUAAUUAAUAAAUCAUAAUAAACAUUUACAUAAUUACAGAUUAUGAAAAUAAAGAAGGAAACAACCAAAAAUAAAUUCCACCCCCCUCCUCAUAUUUUACAUGAAUCCAAAUUGUACGUUUUUUUUUAAUAGUUCGAAUCCGUAAUCAAAUAGUUUUCAAUAUCAUAAAUCAAUAAUUGAUAGGAAAAGAAAAACUCAACUUCUUCUUCUAAUAUGGAUAUAAUCAAUAAUCAAUUAUUUAAUACAACCUCAACAACAAAAAUAGAAAAAUCAGAUCAAUUACCAUGUAUAACAGAAUGUAAAUUAUCAAUACCUAAAUUAUAUAAAGCUAAAACUACACCAGAUUGGAUUAUAACUGUAUGUUCAGAAAUAUGGACAAGAUUAUUAUCAUCGCUAUCAUCAUCAUCAUCUACAUCCUCAUCAUCAGUUAAAGUAGAAUCUAAUUUAAAAGAGAUCCAAAAUCAAAUUUCUGGUUCACAAUUAGUUACAUAUUUAAUGAAUUAUGAAAAUAAAACUGAUCGUAAUUUAAUAUGUGGUGUAUGGCAAUUAUUAUUAGAUGAAAAUGCAAUUGAACCAAUUCUACCAUUAAAUAAUAAUAAUAAUAAUCAAAAUUUUAAUUCAAUUGAAUUUUAUGAUCGUGAUGAUGUAUAUUAUAUAUGUAAACAUUUAAAAGAUAAACGUUUAUCAAUUGAUGAAGCCAUAGCAACUACUGAAAUAUGUUCUAAUAUAAAUCAAUUUAAUAUAGAACUUUAUAAUGAAACUUCAGUGGAACAAAUUUCACAAGAUAUACAAUAUGAACAAACUCAUGAACAUAUAAUAGAUUUAGAUGAUCAUAAUAAUUAUGAAAUAGAUGGUUAUCAUGUAUUAAUUGAACGAUUAUAUCGUUUAGCACCUGAAGCAUUAUUUCGUAAAAUUUUACAAAAAUUACCAUCAAAUCGUACUGAAAUAGAAUUACAAUAUGUAUAUCAAGAAUUAUUACUUUUACCAGCAUUAUCAUCAUUUUCUAUAACAGUUAGAAAAGAAUUAUGUAAAUGUUUAUAUUAUGAAGUACAUGAUAAUGCAUAUGAUAUAAUAUUUUAUCAAGGUGAUUUAGGUCAAUCAUGGUAUAUUAUAUAUCAUGGUAGUGUAUGGGUAUAUUUAAAUGAUCAAGGUUAUAUAUGUCAUUUAUAUGAAGGUGAUGAUUUUGGUAAAUUAUCAUUAAUAACAGAUAAACCAAGAGCAGCUAGUAUUAUAUUAGCUGAAAAUAAUUGUCAUUUAUUAAAAUUAAAUAAAAAUGAUUUUCAUAGAAUAUUAUAUAAUGUUGAAGCAAAUACAGUACAUUUAAAAAAUAAUAAUAAUGAUAUAUUAAUAUUAGAAUAUAUACCAAAUAUAAAAUUAUUAUUACCAUAUACACAAAAUGAUAUAUUACAUAAUAAUAAUAAUAAUAAUAAUAAUAAUGAAAAUCAAUUAAAUCAAUUAAAUUAUUAUAAUUAUUCAAUUAUUGCUGGUACUAUUGAAAAUAUAUUAUAUUAUUUAUUAGAAAAUUGUUUAACUGAUUUAAAUAAUCAAUUACAAUUAAUUAAUAAUAAUAAUAAUAAUCAAUUAUAUUAUUCAUAUUUAUAUUCAAAUAUACCAAUGAAUAUUGAUGAAACAUGGGAAAUCUUUUUUCUUACAUAUACAUUAUUUACUAAUAAUAAUGAAAUUUUAUUAUUUUUAUAUAAAUAUUUACAUUGUAAUAAAUUAUUAGAAACUAAUAAUAAUAUUACUAAUAAUAAUGACAGUAAUAAAUUUACACAAUAUACAAUUAAUAAUAACAGCAUGAAUAAUAAUAAUCAUAAUAAUAAUGAAAGUAUUAAUAAUAAUGAUAAUAAUAAUGAUAAUAAUAAUAUUGAUAAUAAUAAUAAUAUUAAUAAUAUUGAUAAUAAUAAUAAUAAUGUUGAUAAUAAUAAUGAUAAUAAAAUUAAUAAUAUUGAUAAUGAUAACAAUAAUAAUGUUGAUAGUAAUAAUGAUACUAAUAAUAGUAAUAAUACGGAUGAUAAUAAUAAUGUUGAUAAUAAUAAUGAUAAUAAUAGUGAUAAUACGAAUGAUAAUAAUAAUAAUGAUAAUAAUAAUAGUAAUAAUAAUAAUGAUAAUCAUAAUGAUAAUAAUAAUAGUGAUAAUACUAAUGAUAAUAAUAAUAAUAAUAUUAGUAAUAAUAGUAAUGAUAAUAAUAAUAAUAAUGAUCAUGGAUAUUGGAAAUUUCCUAAUGAUUAUGAAUAUGAUAUGAUAAAAAUUAGUCGUAUUAUUAUAUUAUUUUAUAUAUGGCGUUAUUGUAUUGGUUUAUUUAAAUUUGCUAAUCAAAUUGAAAUUAAUCAAUUUUUAAUUCAUUUAAAAAUGGCAUUAAUCAAUAAUCAUUAUAAUAAAAUCAAUAAAAUCAAUAAUAAUGAGAAUCAACAACAUGAUUAUAUAUUAUAUAUUGAUUGUUUAAAUCAAUUAAUAAAAAAUAAUGAAAAAUUAAUCAAUAAUAAAUCAAUAAGUACAAAACAAUCAAAUUUAUUAACAAAUUUUUUACAUUUUCCAUAUAAUGUAUUACGUAAUUUACCAUUUAUUUGUAAUAAUAAUAAUAAUAAUACUCUUACUACUACUAAUAAUAGUAGUAAUAGUAGUAGUAAUAAUACUAAUAAUAAACGUAUAAUGAAUAAAUUGAAUAAAACUCAAUUUUUAUUAUCAUCAUCAUCAACGUCCAAUGAACAACAUCAUGAAUCAUCUAUAGUUACUAAGACAGAUUAUACAUCAUCCAGUAUGUCUAAUAUCACUAUACCUAAUCUAUUAAUCGGUUAUCCUAUUCAUCCCAAUACAUUACCAUUAAUUGAAUCUCAACAUACUAUUACAAUUCAAAUUUAUAUAAAUGAAUUUAAAAAACAAAUUCAAAUUACUAUACCAAUUGAAGCCAAUGUUUAUCAAAUUAAACAAUCAUUAUUAUCAUCUUAUAAAUUAAUUAAAACAAAUCAUUUAAAUGAAUUAAAAUUAGUUGAAAUAUUAUCUAAUGGUGAUUGGAUAUUAUAUCAUGAUUAUGAUUGUGGUAUUAUAUUUAGUUUAUCACCAAAUGGGAGAUUAUUUUUAACCUCAGAGGAUACAAUUCAAAGCUUAGCACCAUUAGCUGAACAAUUAAUAGUAACUAUGAAUUUUUUAGAAUUAAAUGAUAUAGAUCGUGUAAAACUAUUUCAUCCAUAUGAUAGUUCAAUAUUACGAAGAAAUAAGUCAUUACAUGGAUCUAUUCAAUUAUUGGAUGAAUUAACAAUUGAUGAAUUAGCUAUAACAUUAUCAUAUUGUCAUGUACAAUUAGCAAUAUGUAUACAUCCACAAGAAUUAUUAGAUUAUGUAAUUUAUGGUAAUAAAAGUAACAAGCCUUGUCCCCAUGUACGUACAUUAGUAAAACGUUUUAGUUUAUUACAUACAUGGACAAUGACACAAAUUGUAACAACAUGUCAUUUAACAAAACGUGCAAUUAUUAUUAGAAAAUUAAUUAAAUUGGCUGAACGAUUAAUUUCAUCACCAUUAUAUGAUUUAUAUAGUUCAUUUGCAAUUAUAUUAGGAUUACAAAAUUCAUCUAUAACAAGAUUAACCAAUACAUGGGAACGUGUACCUAAUCGAUGGCGUCGUAUAUUUAAUAAUACAUUAUUACCAUUAACAGAUCCAUCAAAAAAUCAUCGUACAGCUCGUUUAUGGAAUACAUAUAAUGAUAAAUAUUCAACUAAUAGUAUUAACAAUACCCCACGAUUACCAUUUUUACCAUUAAUUUUAAAAGAUUUAAGAUUUGCUGAAGAUGCUAAUCAAACUGAUUAUCAUAAACAACAAAAUGGUAUAAGAUUAAUUAAUUUUGAAAAAAUGCGUCUUAUUUCUAAAAGUUUACGUACAUGGAUUAAUUGUAUAACUGGUUAUGAAUUAUUACAUCCAUAUUAUCAAUUAAUAAAUAUUGACAUUAAUAAACAAUACUAUACAUCAUUAAAUAAUCUAACAGUACAAAAACUUCUUGAAGUAUCAAAUGAAACUAAAAUGUUUAUCUUAGAACAUAUGGAAUGUAUUGAUGAUCCAAGAAUAAUAACACAAUUAUCAUUAAGAUUAGAACCAAAAAAGUAA